CAGUAACCAUAUACACUAAAAAUCUGCAACAUGAAUGACUAGCGACUAGUUCAAGACUUGUUUGCUUCUCUCUUUCCAAUCAUAUAGUAAUAUUCAAUUUCUUCAUGCUAUGAUAGUUUAGGCAUCAAAAACGAUUGAUGGGCAUAUCUCAAUUCUUCUUGUUCAUUCAAUACCUUGAUAUUUUUCUUCUCUGUUGAUUUUGGCUCCAUAAUCUGCUUCUUAAAUAGCCUUCACUCUAAUCUGAAGUUAACAAAAUUGCAAGGGCAUAUUAUUAUAAGCUGAAAGUUGUUGCCACAUGGGAUUGGGGUUAAUAAUCUUAGGUGAUAAAGUUACAGUCUUUGAGCCAAAACAAGUAGAAUCAGUAUGGAAUCACAACUGGGUUUAAUUGAACAAUCCUUUAAUGUUAGAUAUUCAGAUGGGGUUAAAGAAGCACUUGAUGAAUUGCCUGAUAGUUUUACCAUUACUGAUCCCUCUAUUUGUGGUCACCCUAUUGUUUAUGCCUCAAGGGGUUUCUUGAAAAUGUUUGGUUAUAACAAGAAUGAGGUGAUUGGGAGGAAUGGAAGGGUAUUUCAGGGUCCUAAGACUAAUCGAAGAGCGGUUAUGGAGAUUAGGGAGGCGAUUCGAGAGGAGAGGGCUAUAGAAAUCAGUUUAUUGAAUUAUAGGAAGGAUGGGGCACCCUUUUGGAUGUUGUUUCAUAUGUGUCCUGUUUAUAGUGAAAAAGAUGGGAGGGUGGUUCAUUUCUUGGGAAUUCAAGUGCCUAUUUUGAGGAGGAGAAAGUCGUCGGGAGGUGGAAUUGGGAAGAAUGGAGUAUGCAAUGAUGGAGGUGGUAAUAAUUGCAGGGAGUCUGCCUUUAGGUGUUGUAGGAGGGAAGUUUGCUCGAAUUUGGUUAUGGAAAUGGAUAGAGCAUUAUCGCUUGAUUCGGUUUCAGG
Nicotiana tabacum (common tobacco) is the source of this 929-nucleotide messenger RNA. The record is from RefSeq and is a predicted model, not a curated record. Lineage: Eukaryota; Viridiplantae; Streptophyta; Magnoliopsida; Solanales; Solanaceae.